Messenger RNA from Ruditapes philippinarum (Manila clam), 2693 nucleotides. RefSeq lists its product as uncharacterized. The transcript has 14 exons. Bases 169 to 2301 code for a protein of 710 amino acids. NCBI's taxonomy places the organism in Eukaryota, Metazoa, Mollusca, Bivalvia, Venerida, Veneridae. Gene Ontology annotation, molecular function: 2',3'-cyclic GMP-AMP binding; cyclic-di-GMP binding. Gene Ontology annotation, biological process: activation of innate immune response; signal transduction; reticulophagy. Gene Ontology annotation, cellular component: endoplasmic reticulum membrane; autophagosome. The record is from RefSeq and is a predicted model, not a curated record.
CUAUAAAUAGAAAAGAAAAAUAUUUUAUUUCUGUUUCAUUUUUAUCAGUAUUUGAAGACGAAAUAUUCUAAUGUAUAUUGAAUUAUCAGAGUUAACAUGAUAAAACUGUGCCUGAAUGAGAACUUUGUUGUGAUUUAUUUGACAAGAAAAACUUGACAAACUUUAAACAUGGUGCAACAUAAAGUGUUUCUUGUACAUCACAGUGUUGAUAUUGAAGUUAUAAAGAGAUAUAUAAUAGAUCCACUGGAGAGCCUGGAAUCUCAUCAUAAUUUGAAAGUGACCUGUGUCUAUGAUAGUAGCCAUUUUACAGCUGGAAAAACUAUUUUAGGAAAUAUUUCAGAUUGUGUUAAAGAAUGUAGCAACAUAUUUGUUGUUCUCACUAAGACAGCAUUAGACAGAAACUGGGUAAAAUAUGAAACUCUACUAGCACUGGAGAAGUCUCAACAAGAGGGAAGACUCUGUAUAACAUUAAUUCUCUUUGAUGUUGAUCCUCAGUGUGCACAGGAUGCUGGAUUUGGACUUCUAACAAAUGCAAUGAUGAUUCAUGUUGAACCAAAUAGAAAUGAUUUUGAAAAUAUUCUUCUGAAACGGCUCAUACAGGAAAUAAGAGAGCCAAGACCACUUCAGCCAGUAAGGAUAGCAGUAAAUCUGUCAGUUGGGCAAGCAUGGAGUCAUUAUACUGGAUAUGCUAAAAUAGUGCUGCCAGAGUUAAAACAGAGAAUAUGUACAAGUAAAUGGUUCAUUGAGAACAGAGGCAGAUUUCCUGUGAUGGAGUUUAAUCUUAUUCCACACACUGCAAAAACUGUACGCUAUUUGUACGAGUUAAAUUCAUCUAUUAAGUAUGAAGGUGAUUUAGAUGAGAUAAAAGCUGAUAGAGGGAGUUUCAAGGGUAGACCUUAUAAAGUACCUGUCUACUCUAUUGAAGAUCCUGAAGAGAAGCAGAGGUAUUAUUUUGUGGCCCAGAUUCCAAACUCAUUGAGUAUUUUGAACAAGCUAGAAACCCAGUCAAUAUCUGACGAUGGACAGGUUCCAAAAUUCACCAUAUCAAGUGGAGAGAGAUGUUUACAGGUAGCAAGGUUUUACUUCAUCUACAACAGGCUUGUGAAUCACCCAGAAAAUCUGUCAUGUAAUGACAUGAUCACGCUUGUACAUUAUAAAGAUGAUUGCAGUGUUGAUCAACUACUACUGAAGGCUGUUAAGGAAGUAUGUUCAACACAGACUAACUUGCAACAAGCAACACAGGAAUUGGAGAAAGUUUCAAUAAAGAGUAGACCAGAGGCUGAUAGCUGCAGCGAUUUCCAGAAUACUGUAUAUAUAGACUUUCAUCAGGACUGCAGUAAAGAUGUGGAAACAGGACACAGUGUGACGGAAUUUCUUCACAGACAUAAUAUAAAAGUAUGGGACAAUAAACGUCCUGGGAAGACAGAUUUGGACAAUUUGAAAUGUGCAUUAAAUGAGUCAAAGUGGUGUGUCUUUGUGAUAUCAUCUGAAGCAUUACAUAAAGAAGAUUUUAGAUUGUUAAUGUUUAGAUGUAGAGCUGCAAUGCACAGGAGUAUUUUUGAAAAUGAGCUUCGAUUAAUACCUGUGGUUGAUGAGAUAACAGAAGAGGAUAUCCCACGUGAUAUCUGUGCCGUAACAUAUCUCAGCAAGCAGGAACCUAAUUAUCUCCACAAACUUCUAAAUAUCAUCAAAUGUGGAAGUAUAAAGAUAGAAGGGAAAGUAAGUGGAAGAGAUGUUCAUCAAGGUCUAGCAUGGGCAUAUGUUCUCAAUUACCUUCAAGUUACUCUCAAAGAUCACAUUGAGAGACUUAAACAGAUCAGGGAGAACUAUCCUAAAGAUCAUGUCUACACAAAGUUGUUUAUCAUUGUGCCAAGUUCUUGUGCUACUAAAUCACUGGGGGCUCUAGAUAAAGAUGAAAAUGGUCAUCAAAUUGAUGAAAGAUUUAAACAGCUUCCUGAAAUACAUUUCAUCAAUAAAGCAGUUGGGGGUGUUAACAGACCAUAUCAGUUAAUUCCUUACAAAUUACAGACUGAUGACAUGACAUAUAUAGUUGCUGUUGAAUAUCCAAAUGCUGUUUUAUGUCUGAAAGAAAUGUCUGAAAUGUCUUUUGUGUCCGGGUUAGAACAGCAACAUCUUCAUGAUGAAGCCUGGAAAUUCAAAGAGCUGGCACAGAACAUUAUUGACACUACACCUAGCGUUCAAAAUAAAGCAAAAUUGUUGUACUAUGAUGAUAGUAGACUUACAGUGGCUGAUGCAAUGCUUGAAGUACUGAGAGAUGAAGCCAUGAACUUUAUCCUAUGAUAGGUUGUAAGUGUGUUGAGUUGAACCCAUAGACUACAAUUAGGAAAUUUUAGCUCAUCUGUGAUAAAAGAUUAAAGAUCAAGACAUAAACUGUUUGUCAUGAUACAACAUUGUAGAUGAAUUCAUAAACUUAUAUAUUAUAUUACUGUUGUGUACUAUAAAUGAACAUAUAGAUAUGUUAUAAGUCAUGUCAUGUGAGAUGAAUUCAUAAACUUGUGCUGUGAUUCAUGUGUUAUGGAAUAAAUUAUGAACUGUGUGCUAUUAAACAUGUGCUUGUUAAAAUAGAUGAAUUUAUAAAUUUUCUACUAUUAUACAGUCCUGUAUUCUGAGGUGAAUUCAUAAACUUUGUGCUAUGUUUGAUGUGUCCUAAAAUAAAUUCAUGGAAUAAUGAA